This is a messenger RNA of Lynx canadensis (Canada lynx), 1302 nucleotides long. Its product is annotated as olfactory receptor 5L1-like. The transcript has 4 exons. Gene Ontology annotation, cellular component: membrane. The record is from RefSeq and is a predicted model, not a curated record. NCBI's taxonomy places the organism in Eukaryota, Metazoa, Chordata, Mammalia, Carnivora, Felidae. Gene Ontology annotation, biological process: G protein-coupled receptor signaling pathway; sensory perception of smell. Gene Ontology annotation, molecular function: G protein-coupled receptor activity; olfactory receptor activity; odorant binding. The coding region runs from base 1 to 1302 and encodes 433 amino acids.
AUGGGCACGGAAAACUGCUCCGGUGUGACCGAGUUCAUCAUUCUCCUCGGAUUCGCAGAAGCCCCUGAGUUGAGAGUCGCCCUCUUCUCUGUGUUCCUUUUCAUCUAUGGAGUCACGGUGCUGGGCAACCUGGGCAUGAUGGCAGUGAUUCAGGUCAGCUGUCACCUUCACACUCCCAUGUACUUUUUCCUCAACCACUUGUCCUUUGUGGAUUUUUGCUACUCCACCGUCAUCGUGCCAAAGAUGCUAACUAAUACCUUAAACGAGGACAAAGCCAUUUCGUUCCUGGGGUGCACCGUGCAAUUCUACUUGUUUUGUACAUGUGUGGUAAGUGAGGUCUUUCUGUUGGCGGUCAUGGCCUAUGACCGCUUCGUGGCCAUCUGCAACCCACUGUUGUACACGGUCACCAUGUCCCGCAAUCUCUGUGUGGAGCUGGUGUCUUGUUGCUACCUGUGUGGGAUGGUGUGUUCUCUGAUCCACUUGUGUUUAGCUCUGGAGAUCCCAUCCUACACAUCAAAUGUGAUUGACCACUUCUUCUGCGAUCUGCCCCCUCUCUUAUCCCUUGCUUGCUCUGAUGUCACUAUGAAUGAACUGCUGCUGUACAUCGUGGCCACCUUCAAUGAGAUCACCACCAUCGUGAUCAUCCUCACCUCCUACUUGCUAAUUCUCAUCACCAUCCUGAGGAUGCACUCUGCCGAGGGAAGGCGCAAAGCCUUUUCCACCUGUGCCUCCCACCUCACAGCCAUCCUUGUCUUCCACGGAACAAUCCUUUUCACUUACUGCCGGCCCAGUUCUGGCAACAGUAUGGAUACUGACAAGGUGGCCACGGUGUUCUACACUGUAGUGAUUCCCAUGCUCAACCCCCUCAUCUAUAGCCUGCGGAACAAGGAUGUGAAGAAGCACUCAAGAAAGCUGGUAUCUUCAAUUAUCUUUGCUCUCUAUCUUUAUUACUCUUGUGUCACUCUGAGUCGGACAGAUGCUCAUGUGAAAGUUAUCACUGUCUACUUGGUACUAGGGCAUGGACACACUCCUGGAUAUCGUUAUCAUCUUCCCUGGAUUGAAUUUAAUAAAUCUGUAGGCAUGAGAAUUUCUCUAGCUAUGUUCUGUAGCUUGAAUUCCAGAAAAGGAAAACAGACAUCUGGAUCGACUCAGAAUUGCCAGGCUGCCAGAUUUAGAACCGUGAAGGAACGAGAUGGUGAGGAUACGGAGACUGUGGAAGGAAAUUCACUUAACACUUACAAUUUGAUUAUAAGGCACUAUCACUGUCAUGUCAUAGGUGAUGAACUGAAGCUCAGUGGUUAA